Molecule: messenger RNA, 1824 nt
Organism: Ostrea edulis (European flat oyster)
Lineage: Eukaryota; Metazoa; Mollusca; Bivalvia; Ostreida; Ostreidae
Exons: 2
Coding region: 1-1824 (607 amino acids)
Molecular function (GO): zinc ion binding; nucleic acid binding
Source: RefSeq, a predicted model, not a curated record
AUGGAAAGGGAAAGUGUGAACAAAAUUAAAACAAAAACAGAAAAAUUCCCAACGAGAAGUCGCGACACCAGCUUUAAAAAGAAAUGGCCCACAUCCGAGAGGCAACAGAAAACACACCACCAGUCCACGUGCAGGAAUUGUGGAGAGAAUUUCACUCAUAAACAGAAACCUUGCCCUGCCAAAGGCAAGAAAUGUAACUCGUGUCACAAACUAAACCAUUUUGCAAAGGUAUGUCGCAGUCGUCAAAACAAGCAUUCACAUGCAGAAAGCCGUGUGUAUGAAGUCCAGGAACAUGAAAAGUAUGCAGAGCAACUCAACAAAAACACUGACAGCUCCGAUGGAGAGUACACAUACAGCAUACAGGAACAAGUCAGAUCAGUGGGGAAAACUCCAAUGACAUCACGCAUGGUAAAUCAGAAAAACUGCAGACUGAUGAUCGACACAGGUGCCAGAGUAAACAUAUUGGAUGAGAAGACUCACAUAUAUUUAGGAAGCCCAAAGUUGAAGAAAGACAAAAUAAAACUGCUGCCAUACGGUGGAGGAAAUCAACUUGAAGUUCUUGGAAAUUGUGAGCUGGAGGUGGAAACAAAAAACAAGUAUGGAAUAUUCCGGUUCCAUGUUGUCAAAGGAAGUCAUGGCGCUUUGCUAGGAUACACGACAGCAUAUCAACUAGAACUAGUCCAUGUUGUUAGUCACAUCACACAGCCGAAAUUAGAGGCAAAAUAUCCAGAAGUAUUCAAGGAUAAAAUAGGAAAGUACACUGGAAAACCAGUCAAACUUCACAUUGACCUGGACGUAAAGCCUGUCGCUCAAAGAAACAGGAGGACCCCUUUUCACCUAAGACCCAAAGUAGAGAAGGAAAUUCAGACAUUACUUGAUCAAGAUAUCAUAGAGAAAGUUGGAAACACUCCUACGCCCUGGGUUUCCCCAAUAGUGACACCACCCAAGAAAAACCCAAAUGAAAUCCGACUCUGUAUCGAUAUGCGACUGUUCCGAUACAAGAGACUAAAUUUUGGAAUCUCGUCAGCCUCAGAGAUCUUUCAAGAGACAAUAAGAUGCAUCAUACAAAAUGUCAAAAAUGCGAAGAACAUAUCCGAUGAUAUCAUAGUGUACGGGAAAACCCAACAACAACACGACAGCGCACUUGAAGCAACUCUACAGGCAUUGCAGAAAAGUGGACUAACCGUAAACAGAGGCAAAUGUGAGCUCAACAAAGACAAGCUAACAUUCUUUGGCGUUGUAUUUUCCAAAGAUGGAAUCUCACCAGAUCCAAGAAAGGUUCAAGCCGUAAAGGAUACAGCACCUCCGGCAAACGUAGCAGAACUACGCAGCUUCUUGGGAAUGACAAACUACUCGUCUCGUUUCAUUCCACACUAUGCUUCCAUCACAGAACCGCUCCGUAAUCUUACUCGUCAAUCAACAGACUGGAAAUGGGACUGCAAACAGCAAAGUGCUUUCGACAAAUUAAAGGAGGAACUGUCGAGCGAAACCAUAAUGACUUAUUUUGACCCGACAAGUGAAGUCAAAAUACUAGUUGAUGCCAGCCCUAUUGGACUAGGAGCGAUCAUGUCCCAGAAACAGAAAUCCAUUGCUUAUGCAAGUCGAGCAUUAACCGAUACGGAAUCGAGAUACAGCCAGACCGAGCGUGAGGCAUUGGCAAUAGUAUGGGCUUGUGAACACUUUGACAUAUACAUCCGUGGCGCCAACAAUGUAAACAUAAUCACAGACCAUAAACCACUCGAAAAGAUAUGGCAGAAACCAAAUCUACCACUGAGAAUAGAAAGAUGGAGUCUACGCGUCUCCAACCAUACAAACUUACUAUAA